Messenger RNA from Diabrotica virgifera virgifera (western corn rootworm), 1661 nucleotides. Its product is annotated as ethanolaminephosphotransferase 1. The transcript has 8 exons. Gene Ontology annotation, cellular component: Golgi apparatus; endoplasmic reticulum membrane. Bases 230 to 1393 code for a protein of 387 amino acids. The record is from RefSeq and is a predicted model, not a curated record. Gene Ontology annotation, biological process: phosphatidylethanolamine biosynthetic process. NCBI's taxonomy places the organism in Eukaryota, Metazoa, Arthropoda, Insecta, Coleoptera, Chrysomelidae. Gene Ontology annotation, molecular function: ethanolaminephosphotransferase activity.
GAGAGGAUGCGCAUUGCGCAUUAGCGCACCGAAUGUAUCAUGAUUUGAUCUAUGUCGUAGGUUAUGUACGAAUCUUUAAACAUGUUUAUUUAGAACUCCCGUAAAAAUGGUGUAAUCGUGAAUACAGGAACAAAUUAUGAGUAGUUUAGAAUAAAGUCACAAUAGGAAAUACCUUUAACCUUUACAAUACUAUCAGCGGUUUUUCUAAUAAUUCAGAAAUCAUUCCAAAAUGGAAAUUCAGUACUUAACUAAGGACCAUUUAAUUGGGUUUGAUAAUUACAAGUAUAACUGCAUAGACUCUGGCAUAUUGAGUAUAUAUGUUAUGCACCCCUUCUGGAACUGGGUAGUAAAAUACUGUCCACGUUUCAUAGCUCCAAAUUUACUCACAUUUACUGGAUUUCUGUUUACGGUGAUCAGUUACCUAAUUUUUGCGCUACUCGAUUAUAACUUUUAUGCUUCGGACUCGGAUCGUCCUGAUAUAGAACCACUUGGGAACUGGACGUUCUGGGCAGCUGCCAUACUACUAUUUGUAGCUUACACUUUAGAUGGUAUAGAUGGAAAGCAAGCGAGGAGAACGGGUACCAGUGGUCCUCUAGGCGAAUUAUUCGACCAUGGUUUAGACUCCUACACAGCUGGUCUAAUUCCUGCAGCCAUGUACUCCAUUUUCGGUCGUGGCGAAAGAUAUAGUUUAGUUCCUUUUAGAAUGUUUUUUACCAUGUGGAAUGUGAUGAUGAAUUUUUAUAUGACACAUUUCGAAAAGUACAAUACCGGGGUGAUGUUCUUGCCCUGGGGAUAUGAUUUCUCUAUGUGGGGGACAAUAAUAACAUUCCUUAUAGCUGGGAUAUUUGGAUCAGAAAUCUGGCAAUUCCGAUUUGGCAGUGUAACAGCUGGCAACAUAUUUGAGCUGACUCUCUAUAUUUCUUCACUCAUAUCGAAUGUACCUGUAAUAUCUUAUAAUAUUUAUCUAUCUUACAAGAAUAAAACUGGCAAGAUGAGACCAUUUUCAGACGCCAUCAGACCACUCUUGCCUGUGGGAUCAUUCUUUCUAAUAUCACUAGUGUGGAUCCUUUACUCCCCUGGUAACAUUGUGGAAAGAGAUCCAAGAGCCUUGUUUUUCCUCUUGGGGACAGUGUUCUCGAAUAUUUCGUGUCGAUUGAUCGUGGCUCAAAUGAGCAAUACAACCUGUGAUGCAUUUAAUUUACUGCUGAUCCCUACGUCGUUCGUAGUGGCAGCGUCUCUUUUAACCCAAUGGGCAACUCUGGAGUUGAUGCUUCUAUAUUUAUUAUGUAUAUUUACUUCCGUUGCUCAUAUACAUUACGGAACUUGUGUGGGAGCAAAGUUGUCCUCCCUAGGGAAGAAAAGUAAAAGUGACGUCAUGGUAUUUCAUUCAUGAAAUAUAACUUAUUGACGCCCUGUACAAUAUCUAUUUUCUAUUACGUUAGACAAAUGUGUCGACAUUUCAAAGUUAACUGCUUCACCAUCAAGAAACAAGUGGAUUGACUAUUGGUCGACAACGCGUGAUGAAAGAAACCGUGUUGUCCCUCGGAUGUGCAACAAAAGGGUGGUUUUUCAAGAACAUUUUUGUUUAAAUCAAUUGAGUGAGUUGGCUUGUAUUCGGAUGUGUGAAUUUUUUGUAAGAAAUGUCGAUUGGUAAAAAAUAA